UGGAUCAAGGGAGGAUCAUCAUCAAGAAGAGGGUUAAGAAAGGGUGAGAAAGGAAAAGGGGUUUGUUCUGGUCUGUGUUCGAGCUCAGAGUGUCAUCGAAGAUGUUCAUUGAAAGCUUCAAGGUUGAGAGCCCUAACGUUAAGUACAUAGAGAAUGAGAUCCAUUCUGUGUAUAGCUAUGAGACUACUGAGCUUGUUCACGAGAACAGGAAUGGUACCUAUCAAUGGAUCGUCAAGCCUAAGACCGUUCAAUACGAGUUCAAGACUGAAACUCGUCUUCCUAAACUAGGGGUUAUGCUUGUGGGUUGGGGAGGAAACAAUGGUGCUACUCUUACUGGUGGUGUCAUCGCUAAUCGAGAAGGAAUCUCAUGGGCUACCAAAGAUAAAGUACAGCAAGCCAACUACUUUGGUUCGCUCACCCAGGCUUCAACCAUUCGAGUCGGAUCUUUUCAUGGGGAAGAGAUUUAUGCUCCUUUCAAGAGCUUGCUCCCAAUGGUGAACCCUGAUGACAUUGUUUUUGGGGGUUGGGACAUAAGUGACAUGAACCUGGCGGAUGCCAUGGCCAGGGCUAAGGUCUUUGACAUCGAUCUGCAGAGGCAAUUGAGGCCUUACAUGGAAUCCAUGGUUCCACUUCCCGGAAUCUAUGACUCUGAUUUCAUUGCUGCCAACCAAGACUCCCGUGCCAACAACGUCCUCAAGGGUACCAAGAAAGAGCAGGUUCAACAAAUCAUGAAGGACAUCAGGGACUUCAAGGAAACUAAAAAGGUGGACAAGGUAGUGGUUCUUUGGACUGCGAACACGGAGAGAUACAGCAAUGUAGAUGUGGGGUUAAAUGAUACCAUGGAGAAUUUGCUAGCUGCGUUGGAGAGGAACGAGGUGGAGAUGUCUCCAUCUACCUUGUACGCAAUAGCCUGUGUCCUUGAGAACAUCCCUUUCAUCAAUGGAAGCCCACAGAACACCUUCGUUCCAGGGCUGAUUGAUUUGGCCAUAAGGAGGAACAGUUUGAUCGGUGGGGACGACUUCAAGAGUGGCCAGACCAAGAUGAAAUCUGUCUUGGUCGAUUUCCUUGUGGGAGCUGGAAUCAAGCCGACAUCAAUAGUAAGUUACAACCAUCUGGGCAACAACGACGGCAUGAAUCUCUCGGCACCCCAGACCUUCAGAUCGAAGGAGAUCUCAAAGAGUAAUGUAGUGGACGAUAUGGUGUCCAGUAAUGGCAUUCUCUACGAGCCAGGCGAGCACCCAGAUCACGUUGUCGUGAUCAAGUAUGUACCAUACGUUGGAGAUAGCAAGAGGGCAAUGGACGAGUAUACAUCGGAGAUAUUCAUGGGAGGGAAGAGCACCAUAGUCCUCCACAACACUUGUGAGGACUCCUUGUUGGCUGCUCCCAUCAUCUUGGACUUGGUCCUCUUAGCCGAGCUCAGUUCUCGGAUCCAACUCAAAGCAGAGGGACAGGGCAAGUUCCACUCUUUCCACCCUGUGGCUACCAUUCUGAGCUACCUCACUAAAGCUCCACUGGUCCCGCCUGGUACUCCAGUGGUGAAUGCAUUGGCGAAGCAGAGGGCAAUGCUUGAGAACAUAAUGAGGGCUUGUAUUGGAUUGGCUCCGGAGAACAACAUGAUCUUGGAAUACAAGUGAAGUGAGAAGACCAGUGAAGAUCAUCAGAAUUCAAAAGCCCCCUGUUUUGUCUGUUUCACUUUUCUUUUUUAAUUUUCAUCUUUAAGAAAUGUUAAAGAGAAAGUUCGAUGUUUGAGGAAGAUGGAGGCUUUCUGUUUGGUCUUUUGAGCUUCUUCAUUUCCUCGUUUUUGUUCUCUGUUUCAUCCCCACAGUAGUAAGUUUCAUUCCAUUGCCGUGAAAGAAGAAGGGAGAAGAUAAAGGACUCGUCGGUGUUAUGCAGGUUUUUGUUUUCUUGUUGUGGCUUUGGGGCAUUUUGGUUCAGGCCUUCUACUACUAAGUGAAGUAACUGUAAUAGUGAAUCAGCAGUGAUUGAAAAAGUGAAAUCUAGAAUUGUGUAAUAAUAGUUAUUGCAAAUUAAUUAACUCUAGCAGUCUUCACUCUUUUUCUUUUUCUCUGCUCUGCAACUCUGCAACUGAAAUCUAGAUAUUUGUCAGGAAAAUAUCUUUGAAUUUGCUUCAAUGCGUUGGAAAGCUUCUCCAUUGAGGGUCGA
Macadamia integrifolia is the source of this 2163-nucleotide messenger RNA. RefSeq names its product inositol-3-phosphate synthase-like. The coding region runs from base 102 to 1634 and encodes 510 amino acids. The transcript has 9 exons. The record is from RefSeq and is a predicted model, not a curated record. Lineage: Eukaryota; Viridiplantae; Streptophyta; Magnoliopsida; Proteales; Proteaceae. Gene Ontology annotation, molecular function: inositol-3-phosphate synthase activity. Gene Ontology annotation, cellular component: cytoplasm. Gene Ontology annotation, biological process: phospholipid biosynthetic process; inositol biosynthetic process.